AUAUUUAUAAAUAAACACAUAUCGAUUACCAUGCCAUCUUUAUUUAAAAAUUAUUUCUAUCGACCUUUGCCUAUGGUUUAAAAUAAUGCUUAAUUUCUUUUCAUUUUCAGGUUUGCUAUGGAUGGACAAAAAUACCAUAUCAUAGAUAAUGGAAAAGAUGGAGAUUUGUGAAUCUGAAAUGGAUAUCAAAACCAAACAAAACAUUUUUCAAAACUGGAAUUGAGACUGAUGACAGCUCUGAAUCUGCAAUGGAUAAUACAACAGCCAAUAGUAGUAUUGAUGUCAUAUCUGAAUCUACAAUGGAAAAUACAACAUCCAAUAGUAGUGUUUGAUGUCAUAUCUGAAUCUGCAAUGGAAAAUAGAACAGCCAAUAGUAGUGUUUGAUGUCAUAUCUGAAUCUGCAAUGGAAAAUACAACAGCCAAUAGCAGUGUUUGAUGUCAUAUAUGAAUCUGCAAUUGAUAAUACAACAGCCCAUAGUAGUGUUUGAUGUCAUAUCUGAAUCUGCAAUGGAAAAUACAACAGCCAAUAGUUGUGUUUGAUGUCAUAUAUGAAUCUGCAAUUGAUAAUACAACAGCCCAUAGUAGUGUUUGAUGUCAAAUCUGAAUCUGCAAUGGAUAAUGCAACAGCCAAUACUAGUGUUGAUGUGAUAUCUGAAUCACCAUCUGAGCACAAUAAUUUUGAUAUGCCAGUCUUUGUUAAAACAGAACCAGGUGUUGAUGUCAGUUCUGAACACACCUUGGACUUAAACAAUGAUCUUGACAUAUUUAGUAAAACAGAAUCAUAUGUCAACUCUGAACUUACAAUGAAGGAUAUGUACAAUGGUUUUGACAAAGUCGUCAAAACUGAACCUGGUAGCUAUGAUGACAAUGAGUAUGCUAAAGAAGACAGCACUGUAUCAGAAAUGUUUGUUAAAAUUGAACUUGGUAUUCAUGAGAACACUGAGUAUGGUGAAGAGGACAGUUCUGUUGCAGAAGCGUUUGUUAAAAUUGAACAAGAGAGCGACGAUGAAAUAGAAACAGAUGAGGGUGAGGAUGUCAUUGAUAAUGACAGGGACGAUGACAGUGAUUAUGCCCCAGAUAAUGAUGUCAGAGUUGAUUUGGAAACAUCUCUUGAAAUAAAGUCUAACAGAAAAGCUGGUAUAAAAUACACUGGUAAAAAACCACACACAUGUAAUGUUUGUGGUAAGUCAUUUUCACAAGCAUUCACUUUGAGAUAUCACAAAAGAAAGCACACUGGUAAAAACCUACACAUGUGUACAGUCUGUGGUAAAACGUUUACUGUUGCUUAUCACUUGAAAAAACAUGAAAUGACACACACAGGUGAAAAGCCAUUCAAAUGUAGUUUAUGUGACAAAAGAUAUAGACAGUCUGCUCACUUGAAACGUCACAAACAAAAAGAGCAUGAGCAAAAUGUACAAACCGAUGAAAAAUUAUUUGGAUGUUCGACAUGUGGCAAAACUUUUUCCCGUUCUUCUGAUUUGAAAAGACAUGAACGAAUUCACACUGGUGAGAAACCAUUCGCAUGUAAAAUGUGUGACAAACGAUUUACACAAGUGAAUAGCUUGACUAGACAUGUACGCUGGCAUACUGGAGAGAAGCCAUUUCCAUGUAAUUUUUGUGACCAAAAAUUUAACGAACGUCGCUUCUUAAAAGAACAUGAGCAAAUACACACUGGUGUAAAGAUUGAUAAAAAACAAUUUACCUGUAAUGUAUGUGAGAAAACAUUUUUAAAAAAUUGUAUUUUUAAAAGACAUUUGAUGCUCCACACAGGGGAAAGGCCUUACAAAUGUUCUUUUUGUGCCAGAGGAUUUAGACAAAAUGCUCAUUUGAAACAACAUGAAAAAAUUCAUACUGGUGAAAUACCAAACAUAUGUUCGAUUUGUUGCAAAAAGUUUCGUUCAUCUGAAACCUUAAAACUCCAUAUAUGCGGAGAAUCAGUAAAACAGAAACGUUACAAAUGUUCAUUUUGUGACAAGCCAUUCAAACAUCUCUCGGAAAUGAAAAACCAUGAAUUGACACAUACUGGUGAAAAACCAUUUGAAUGUUCAAUUUGUAACAGAAAAAUCAGUACGUCUUCUUACCUCAAAAAGCAUGAAAGGACAUGUAUGAAAGAAGACCACAUAUGUUCAGUAUGCAACAAAUCCUUUAAGUGUGAACGGUCUUUUAAAAGACACAAAUUGUUACACACUGGUGUAAAUCCUUACACAUGUACCCUUUGCAGUGAAGUUUGUAAAAGUUUUAGGGCCUUAGAAGUCCAUAACAUGCAGCAUACUGGUAAAACUCUAUGUAUAUGCUCUACUUGUGGAAAGGGUUUUUUAUCCCCCUCAGACUUAACCCGACAUGAAAUGAUACAUACUGGCGAGAAACCACAUUCAUGUUCUAUUUGUGGCAAAAAGUUUUCUAGGGCUUAUGCUUUGAAAAUACAUCAAAAUACUCACACUGGAGAAAAACCAUAUCCAUGUUCUAUUUGUGGCAAAAGAUAA
Messenger RNA from Owenia fusiformis, 2483 nucleotides. The record is from the annotation of a GenBank genome assembly. Lineage: Eukaryota; Metazoa; Annelida; Polychaeta; Sabellida; Oweniidae.